Messenger RNA from Acanthosepion pharaonis, 1113 nucleotides. NCBI's taxonomy places the organism in Eukaryota, Metazoa, Mollusca, Cephalopoda, Sepiida, Sepiidae. The record is from the annotation of a GenBank genome assembly.
AUGUCCAACUAUCUACGCGCAAUGUUUACUUUUCAAUUUUUUCCUUCUUUCUUUCUUUCUUUCUUUCCUUCUUUCUUUCUUUCUUUCUUUCAUUCUUUCUUUCUUUCUUUCUUUGCCUUUAGUCAAAUCCUUUCUUUCUUUCUUUCUUUUUUCUUUCUUUCUUUUUUCUUUCUUUCUUUUUUCUUUCUUUCUCAAAUCCUUUCUUUCUUUCUUUCUUUUUUCUUUCUUUCUUUUUUCUUUCUUUCUGUUUUCUUUCUUUCUUUCUUUCUUUCUUUCUUUCUUUCGUUGCCUGUAUCUAAACAAUAUUUGAUUAGCAAACCCUUUCUUUCUUUAUUUUCCUUUCUUUCUUUCUUUCUUUUUUCUUUCUUUCUUUUUUCUUUCUUUCUUUUUUCUUUCUUUCCAAAUCCUUUCUUUCUUUUUUUCGUUCUUAUUUUAUUUCUUUCUUUCUUUCUUUCUUUACCAUUUCCGUCUUUUUUCUUAAUCCAAUUCUCUCUUCAUUUCUCUUUUAACUUCUCUAAAUUCUCCUUUCAUUUCUCUCUCUCUCUCUCCCCCCCCACUUCUAAACGUUCUCCUGUCUCCUCCUCUUUGAUUAUUACUUUUUUACUUUUUCUUUUAAUCUUUUAUUUUGACUUUCUAUUCUCUCCUUUUUCACUCACCCUCUUUUUCCCUUCCCUUCUCUCCUUUCUUACGUCUCUCUCUUUUCCUCUUCCUCCUCUUCUCCCUUUUUUACACUCCUCUCUUUCCCUUCUCAUAUUCGUUCCUUUCUCACACCCCUCUCUGUUUCUUCUUCCUCUUCUCUCUUUUUUAACACCUCUCUCCUUUCCUUUACAUUAUUAUUUCCUUUUUAUACUCUUCUCUUUUUCUUACCCUCUUUUCUCAACUCUCACUUUUCCUCCUCUUCUCUCCUUUCGCCUAUUCUUUCCUCUCUUAACAUGUUUCUCUUUUGCUCCCAUCUUUCUUCAACGCUCUUUUUUUCAUCCACCUCCCUUCUUUUUUACAGCUCUCUCUUUUCCUUCUCCUACUCUCUCCUUUCUUACGUCCUUCUCUUUUUCUCCACGUCUCUCUCUUUUUACGCCACUUCCGCUUCUCUCCUUUUUAAAGAGAAGGGUGUAA